Messenger RNA from Penicillium bovifimosum, 774 nucleotides. Its product is annotated as T2 family ribonuclease. Bases 1 to 774 code for a protein of 257 amino acids. The transcript has 4 exons. Gene Ontology annotation, biological process: RNA catabolic process. The record is from RefSeq and is a predicted model, not a curated record. NCBI's taxonomy places the organism in Eukaryota, Fungi, Ascomycota, Eurotiomycetes, Eurotiales, Aspergillaceae. Gene Ontology annotation, cellular component: extracellular region. Gene Ontology annotation, molecular function: ribonuclease T2 activity; RNA binding.
AUGUUCCAAUCAACCCCCUCAAAGAGCAUGCUCGCCCUGGCAGCAAUGACCCUCGUCACCGGCACAAACGCCGAUAUUGGAACCUGCGACACCGACUCCGGCUUCAGCUGCGCAAGCUCCUCGACCGAAGCAACCUGCUGCUUCAACUACCCUGGCGGCGCCCUCCUGCAGACCCAAUUCUGGGAUACAGACCCUUCCACCGGUCCUUCUGACUCAUGGACUGUUCACGGACUCUGGCCCGACAACUGCGACGGCACAUACGAGCAAAACUGCGACUCGAAGCGCGAGUACAGCAACAUCACCGCCAUCCUACAGGAGCAGGGCCGAGACUCGCUCCUCGACUACAUGGACAAGUACUGGAUUGAUAUCGACGGGGAUAACGAGUCAUUCUGGUCGCACGAGUGGAACAAGCAUGGCACUUGCAUUAACACUCUCGAGCCGAGCUGCUACUCUGAUUACUCUGCGCAGGAGGAAGUUGGUGAUUACUUUGAAAAGGUCGUUGAUCUGUUCAAGGGACUGGAUACGUACAAGGCUCUCUCCGCUGCUGGUAUUACCCCGAGUACUUCCAAGACUUAUACCUCCAGCGAGAUUCAGUCUGCUCUGACUGAGAUGCAUGGCGCUGAGGUUUAUCUUGGUUGUUCUGGUGAGAAGCUGGAUCAGGUUUGGUACUUCUAUAAUGUCCAGGGUAAUGCUAUUGAGGGGAAAUACAAGGCUGUUGAAACGCUUACGGACUCUGCUUGCCCCAAAUCUGGUAUCAAGUAUGUGCCUAAGUAA